Molecule: messenger RNA, 5327 nt
Organism: Pungitius pungitius (ninespine stickleback)
Lineage: Eukaryota; Metazoa; Chordata; Actinopteri; Perciformes; Gasterosteidae
Gene: chs1
Product: chitin synthase 1
Exons: 35
Coding region: 262-4515 (1417 amino acids)
Cellular component (GO): cell periphery; cell septum
Molecular function (GO): chitin synthase activity
Source: RefSeq, a predicted model, not a curated record
UAAGCUAGUGACAAACCAAUGCAGAUGACCAUAGGACUUUGACACUGUUGGUUUCCAGUUCACUCGGCAAUAGGAAACCUUUCAAAAUCAGUGUAAUUUCAAAUGUUACAUAUUUUUAUUAUGUUUUGAGUAUUUGGAAUCAAACUUCUUUCUUGCGGUUAAAAGGUUGGCUGAUAUUUCAGUUUGAAGGAAAUAUGAACCAAGAGUGAGAUCAACAGAAGAAUUAAACUGAACAAGACUCUUAAGGAGUAAAUAAGCAAGAUGGAGGAAAUCAAAUACAGAGGGAAGAAAAGAGAGGGAAGACACAGGGAUACGUGGGAUCCGUUCCAGCUAAACCCAAUCGGAGCUGAGAAGGAGAGCAAGAGAAGAUGUUUCCAACUGGCCCAGUACAUGGUGGCUGUUCUUGUUGGUUUAGCCGUCUUGACCAGCGCCGUCGUUGCAAAGGGCUCUCUCUUGGUAUUAUCAACCUUGUCGAGUCCAACCUCCAUGCGAAGCCCAAAGGAAAAGCAGUUCUACAUGCUGAUGUUGGUUUUCUGCCUGGUCUUCCCCAACAUCCUGGUGUUUAUGAAGUCACUGUGGAGGUGUGCCUUCAAGAGCUUUGUAAAACCCAACAUGAAGACCAUGUCGUUUAUAUUUGCCAUUGAGUGUCUGGUGUCUCUUGGUACUUCGACCCUGGUGCUAGUGGUCAUGCCUCAGUUUGAUGUGUUGACCAAUCUCUUCAUCAGCGGAGGAGUCUGUAUUGUUUCUGCCAUUCUGCAGAUAAUAUACAGACUACAGAGAGAAACAUGGAAAAUCGUGUUCCCGAUCUGCUCCCUCAUUCUUACAGUCGCUGGUUACUGCCUCCUGGGGAUCGACUACUAUGUGCGUGUGUCAUCAUUCGUGGAUCGACAGAGCGCCGACUGCUUCAUCUACGUUGGAAUUGGAAUUUUCGCUUCCCUCCUGGUCUCUCUGUGCUGGUGGGAAAAUCCGCUGCAAGCUACUAAUAGCAUGCAGGAAACGCUGACAGAAUUGGAUGGUUUCAGGGACUUUGUGUUUGUCAUCAGCAGUAUUCUGAGGAUACUAGUGAUCGGAGCGGUGUACCUAAUCUACCAUGUGCUCAUUGAGAAAUCCAUCACCUGGUCAGACUUUAACCUGCAGGAUAAGGACUGGGAAUUACUGCAGAUAGGACUGGUGCUGCUAUUCCUACAGGCCUUCUGCUCAGCAGCGUGCCACUGGUUCGGUGUGGUGGCCUGUAAGAUUCAUUCAGUCAAGAUGAGUUUUGCGCUGCCAGUUUGUUUCACAGGACCCGCGGUGCUCCUGCUGGGACUCAUUCUUUUCAUAACGCAGGCACAAAGUCUACAGGGAGCACAGAGCGGGAGCAUCACAGAGUUUUGUGAAAGCCUCAUCCACUUGAACAAUAAGAACACAACCCCUGUGGUUUUACUGGAAAUCACAAGGAGCAUUUGUCGGACUUCACUUAACAGCUAUUACUUGCAAUGGCCUUUUUCAAUGCUGGCACUGGAGGGAGUGUGCAUGUGGUCGGGCUUCGUCUCGUGUACCUACUAUGUAUGGAAGAUCAAGGUCCAGCGCAUAGAGAGAACCUCUCAGCUCUUUGUUCGCCGACUCUAUGAAUCCGCUUUUAUUGACCUGUCUCUGCUGCUCAACACCAAGAUGAAGGUGCCGCGAGCCCAAAACCAAGAGAGCGGUGAUGACAUGCAGAAAUGUGUGAUCUAUCUCUGCGCCACCAUGUGGCAUGAGACCUACGAUGAAAUGCUGAAAAUUCUCACCUCUAUGUUCAGGCUGGACCGCUACCGAGGAGAUCCAAAUAAGGAACAUAGCGACUGUUUUGACUUUGAGUGUCACAUUUAUGUAGAUGAUGCCUUCAUGACUGAAAAGGAAACAGGACAUAGGCUGGUUAACUCUUACGUUACUGACUUGAUCCAUGUGGUCAUAGAGGUUUACAGGGUGUUUACCAACAAAGAACCAGAUGAUGUGUCGAUCAUUAUGACCCCCUACGGUGGCAGGAUGAUGUUUGUUAUGCCAGAUGGCAACAUGCUCUACGUUCAUCUAAAAGACAAGAAUCUCAUCAAGAACAAGAAACGGUGGUCCCAGAUCAUGUACAUGUACUAUCUACUCGGCUGGAAGGGCUACAUCGUCAAGAACCCUCAAAAGAUGACACGCCAGCACAACCCAUCGAGGGAGAGCAUGGUCUCCAUGUAUGGAGAUAUUUUUGUGCUGCCCCAGCAUGACAAUGACUACAAGAGAAAAUUCAUCUCAGAUGACAACACUUACAUCCUGGCUCUGGACGGAGACACAGACUUCCAACCAAAAGCUGUGAUUCUGCUUGUAGACAGGUUGAGGAUGUAUAGCAACGUAGGUGCAGCAUGUGGUAGGAUCCAUCCGACUGGCAUGGGUCCCAUGGUGUGGUACCAGAAGUUUGAGUAUGCAGUGGGCCAUUGGCUACAGAAGACAGCAGAGCACGUGCUUGGCUCCGUGCUGUGCAGUCCAGGAUGCUUCAGUCUGUUUAGAGGAUCAGCUCUAAUGGAUGAUAAUGUGAUGAAGAGAUACACAACUACUGCAACCAGAGCUUCGGAAUAUGUGCAGUAUGACCAAGGGGAGGAUCGUUGGUUGUGUACUUUGUUACUGCAACAAGGGUGGCGUGUGGAAUACAAUGCUGCAUCAGAUGCAUACACCAACUCACCAGAAGAGUUCAAAGAGUUUUAUAACCAGAGGAGACGAUGGGGACCAUCUACACUGGCUAAUACACUGGACCUUCUGCACAGUGGUCCGGAAACAGUGAAGAGAAAUUCAUCCAUCUCCAGGCUUUACAUCUUCUACCAGAUGUUCACCGUCGGCUCCUCUAUCCUUGGUCCAGCCUCUGUGACUCUCAUGAUAGCAGGUGCCUUCCAGUUCGUCUUCAGAAUCGCUGGCACAACUUCCAUCAUCAUCGCAAGCGUUCCUCCUGUGUUCUACAUCAUCGUCUGUUUUGUCGCCAAGGCCAAUAACCAGAUCACCAUUGCCGCCAUCAUGAGUAUUCUGUAUGCAUUCCUCAUGACUGCAUCUUUUUUUUCUAUCAUUGGUGACAUGGUGGUACAGGGCACCUUCCUGACUCCUACCGGCCUGUUUUUGGUUUCGAUGGCCAUCAUGUACGCCGUGACAGCGAUACUGCACCCAGAGGAAUGGGGAAUGAUCAUCUAUGGUCUGAUGUAUUUCAUCUGUAUCCCCAGUGGAUACCUACUGCUGACCAUCUACUCACUGGUUAACAUGCACAUUGUGUCGUGGGGCACAAGGGAAUCCAGCAAGGGAGAAGGAGAGGUGAAGAAGAACCAUAAUAUGCUGUGUGACAGAAACUGUACCCUCUGUUGCUGGGACGUGAAGUUACAGGUAACACAGGAAUCAGAGAAGCUGAUGCUUCUUCACAUGCCAGGCCAGACUGCCCAACAAACUCCUGCCCUUGGCAUUACCAACCCGUACUCAUUAAUUCAAAAUGCAGAGCCUGAAGCCACAGUUGAUACAAAAACAGAAAAAGAUGUUGAAGAAGUUAAGAAACAUCCCGGGGACAAACACAAGGGGAUGGUAGUAAAAGGCAACGACGCUGCUUCCGUGAGCAGUGACGACACACUCUACAAAAACAGCAUAACACCAAGCCUCUCCGACCAGGGGGAUGUCGAGGAGGAUGACGACUUAAUGAUCGCUGCCAUUGGAGAAAAAGAGCUUACUGUAAAAGAGUGGGUAAAGCCAGUGAAAGAAGAAUUUUUGAAGAAGCUGACUUAUGCCAACAUGAAGAGAAACCUACAGGAACAAAUACGAUACACAUUCCAUAACAACAAAGAUGCGGAUGACGUGUGUGAGGAGUUGGUCCUGAUGUUAACAGACACUCUUAGCAGAGAGCUAAGUGGAGUGGGGCCGGAAGACGUUCUGCCAGAAACCAAGCUGGAGGAGUUAGGAUGUUCUCUGGAAGAGCAUGCUCGGCGCAUCCUCAGAAUCAAUCAAAUGGAGAACUUAGAAGAUCGAGUCAAGGUAGCGAUCAAGAAAACGCUCACGGCACCGCAAAUAAAAAACCUGGACGAGGGUGAGCAGGACUUCUGGAACAAGUUACUCGAACGCUACUUGACGCCCAUCGUUGACACCAAAGCACACACGGAGGAAAUCACCAGAGAACUCAAGUCACUGCGCAACAAGGCUGUGUUCCUGUACUUCAUCAUCAACGUGCUGUGGGUGGUUGCCACUUACUUCCUGCAGGCCAUCGGAACCGACGUCCUCAGCAUCAAGAUCCCGAAGUUAUUUCCAAACGGAACUGAAACUGGACAAAACCUCAACGUGGAGCCUCUCAGUUUGAUGUUCCUGUUUUCUUUUGCCAUUCUUCUCAUUAUCCAGUUUGUGGCCAUGUUAUAUCACAGAGUCUACACUCUGAUCCACGUGGUUGCAUAUCGCAGCUCGGAGAAAAACUACAAAGAGAAAAUUGAGGAGGAAGAAGAUGAUUGUUUGACUCUGGAGAACGAAGAUGGACUUUCGUUUAGCAAUGAUGACCUGUAGUCCAUAGCAACCCACUGAAACCAGUGAAAGCCAGCGACCAGCACGCCUCGGCAUCACCUGCAGCAACCCCAACAGCAGGGCUGGCAUCAUCACUCCAUCUUCGUUUCAGCUUUCACAGAGCAUCAAAUUCUGUGAAUGUUAGUGGUGGACCAGUGUAGAGUGCCAGGACAUCAUCUAAUUAUGUUCUACAUAACAGGGUUUUAGCAUUCUUUAAUGGUCAAGUGAUUUGUUUGACUGCAACUGUUAAGACAUGCACAUAUCGUAUCUUAAAAGGUGGUUGAAUGCAUCAAGUGCCCAAACUGAUGGAUAAUAUUAUCUAGAUCCAGGGUUGAUAGAAUUGAACAACAUCCAUGUAGAGGACCCACUUAACAUAAUUAAGAAAAUCGUGGUAGUUUAGGUUUUUAUGUGCUUGCCCCCAGUUGUUUGUUUUUUUAAUCACAUUGAGAUGGAACCACAUUUUUUGGUCCAAAUAAAUGUAUUUGAGCUCCUUGUCAAUUAAUUUAAAUAAAAUCUGUAAAUAUGAUUUUCCAAGAAAAUGACAGUCUAAGACUUUUGAAACAAUGAAACAUUUGCAAAUAAAAUAUUGCGACAAAUACUGUCAACAUUUCAUUAUUAGCCCUUGCAUAUUUUAAAACCCGGUUUCCUUUUUUAAAUGUUGUCUAGAUGGUAACAUUGCAAUUAUGUAAACAAAUUGUAAAAAGGCACUUAUUGAAGUGAUACAAUCUUCAGGUACCUAAUUGGUGAAUUCAAUUUUAUAAAACCAAAAGUGGAUGAUCUCUGUAUUAUAAAUGAAAUAAAACUAGCAGCAAAUA